Messenger RNA from Nezara viridula (southern green stink bug), 571 nucleotides. NCBI's taxonomy places the organism in Eukaryota, Metazoa, Arthropoda, Insecta, Hemiptera, Pentatomidae. The record is from the annotation of a GenBank genome assembly.
AGCCCAACCGUCCUAUGAGGUUAGGCUUUUGACAGUGGAGCACGUGGAUUCUACGUGAAAGGCCUGAAAAAUGACAAACUCCAAGGGUUAUCGCCGAGGUACCCGUGAUUUGUUUUCACGUGGUUACAGGAAACAUGGUGUCAUCCCACUUUCGACGUACAUGAAAGUAUACAAAGUUGGAGAUAUUGUAUCGAUUAAGGGAAAUGGUGCUGUUCAAAAGGGUAUGCCCCACAAAAGUUAUCAUGGGAAAACAGGACGAGUUUACAAUGUAACUCCUAGAGCUUUGGGUGUGAUCGUCAACAAAAGGGUCCGUGGAAAAAUUCUACCUAAGAGGAUUAACAUCCGUAUUGAACAUGUCAACCACUCCAAGUGCCGUGAAGAUUUCUUGAAGCGUGUACGAGAAAAUGAGAGGCUCAGGAAAGAGGCCAAAGAAAAGGGCAUUCAUGUUGAAUUGAGAAGACAGCCUGCCCAGCCACGACCUGCUCAUUUGAUAACUGUCAAAGAGCCUCCAAUAAUGCUCGCUCCUAUACCUUAUGAAUUUAUUGCUUAAAAAUAAAUACGUUUUUUAUUG